AUGGAAUCCGUAAAACAAAGGGUUUUGACCCCCGGAAAAGAGGGGCUAAAGAAUUUUGCUGGAAAAUCCCUCGGCCAGAUCUACAGGGUUCUGGAGAAGAAGCAGGAUACCAGCGGGGAGACCAUCGAGCUGACGGAGGAUGGGAAGCCCCUGGAGGUGCCCGAGAAGAAGGCGCCAUUGUGCGACUGCACGUGCUUUGGCCUGCCGCGCCGCUACAUCAUCGCCAUCAUGAGCGGCCUGGGCUUCUGCAUCUCCUUCGGCAUCCGCUGCAACCUGGGCGUGGCCAUCGUGGACAUGGUCAACAACAGCACCAUCCACCGAGGGGGCAAGGUCAUCAAGGAGAAAGCUAAAUUCAACUGGGACCCGGAAACCGUGGGGAUGAUCCACGGGUCCUUCUUUUGGGGCUACAUCAUCACACAGAUUCCCGGCGGCUACAUCGCGUCUCGGCUGGCGGCCAACAGGGUUUUUGGAGCUGCCAUACUUCUCACCUCUACCCUAAAUAUGCUAAUCCCAUCAGCCGCCAGAGUGCAUUAUGGUUGUGUCAUCUUUGUUAGGAUAUUGCAGGGACUUGUUGAGGGUGUCACCUACCCAGCAUGUCAUGGAAUAUGGAGCAAAUGGGCCCCUCCUCUAGAGAGAAGUAGAUUGGCAACCACCUCCUUUUGUGGUUCCUAUGCUGGAGCUGUGAUUGCAAUGCCUUUAGCUGGCAUUCUUGUACAGUAUACUGGCUGGUCUUCAGUAUUCUACGUCUAUGGAAGUUUUGGAAUGGUCUGGUACAUGUUUUGGCUUUUGGUGUCUUAUGAGAGUCCUGCAAAGCAUCCUACUAUUACAGAUGAAGAACGUAGGUACAUAGAAGAAAGCAUUGGAGAGAGUGCAAAUCUUUUAGGUGCAAUGGAAAAAUUCAAAACUCCAUGGAGGAAAUUUUUUACAUCUAUGCCAGUCUAUGCAAUAAUUGUCGCAAAUUUCUGUCGAAGCUGGACUUUCUAUUUAUUGCUAAUUAGUCAGCCGGCAUAUUUUGAGGAAGUCUUUGGAUUUGAAAUCAGCAAGGUUGGCAUGCUGUCUGCUGUGCCACACUUAGUAAUGACAAUUAUUGUGCCUAUUGGAGGGCAGAUUGCAGACUUUCUAAGAAGCAGGCAAAUUCUUUCAACUACUACAGUAAGAAAGAUCAUGAAUUGCGGUGGUUUUGGCAUGGAAGCAACCCUGCUCCUGGUUGUUGGCUAUUCUCAUACUAGAGGGGUAGCUAUCUCAUUCCUGGUACUUGCUGUGGGAUUCAGUGGAUUUGCUAUAUCUGGUUUCAAUGUUAACCACCUGGAUAUUGCUCCAAGAUAUGCCAGCAUCUUAAUGGGCAUUUCGAAUGGUGUUGGCACAUUGUCAGGAAUGGUUUGUCCUAUCAUUGUGGGUGCAAUGACAAAGAAUAAGUCACGCGAGGAGUGGCAAUAUGUCUUCCUGAUUGCUGCCCUCGUCCACUAUGGUGGAGUCAUAUUUUAUGGAAUAUUUGCCUCGGGAGAGAAGCAACCCUGGGCAGACCCUGAGGAAACCAGUGAAGAAAAAUGUGGGUUUAUCCAUGAAGAUGAACUCGAUGAAGAAACAGGGGACAUUACUCAAAAUUAUAUCAAUUAUGGUACCACCAAGUCUUACGGUGCCACAACACAGGCCAAUGGAGGUUGGCCAAAUGGCUGGGAAAAGAAAGAGGAAUUUGUACAAGAAGAAGGACAAGACACAUACGUCUAUAAGGACCGAGAUGAGUAUUCAUAA
Molecule: messenger RNA, 1752 nt
Organism: Pipistrellus nathusii (Nathusius's pipistrelle)
Lineage: Eukaryota; Metazoa; Chordata; Mammalia; Chiroptera; Vespertilionidae
Source: the annotation of a GenBank genome assembly